AUGGGCAAACAUCGUCGUAGUCUAACUCCAUCGACGCUGGCACGGAUUCUCCAUUAUAUGCCUCAGACACCGCCCAAUGCUCGGAGACCUGGACGAAAAUCACGGAGGCCCCCUCCUCCUUCUACACCGCCCCCAGAGGCAUCCACCGUCGAAGAGUCAGAAACCGUGCCGCCGCCCAUCGAUCCCUUUACCUGUGCGCCUUCUGACACUGGUACGCGAAAGAACACGCCGUUUCCAAGGUCCCUUUCGAGGGAGUCCACACCCUACGAUCAGGAACCUGCACCGGUCGUGGUCAAGAGGGAGAGUACCCCUACCCCUACUCGAGAGCUCUCGCCCGAGCGGGAGGAUACUCAGGCUGAAGAGCCGCCCGCCAGAAAGAGCAGGGAGAGCACCCUAGCCUUACCCUCGAGUCAGGAGACGCCCGAGCUAAAGGUCUUUGAAGAGAAAUUCUUUGGGGUUUAA
Molecule: messenger RNA, 462 nt
Organism: Desarmillaria tabescens
Lineage: Eukaryota; Fungi; Basidiomycota; Agaricomycetes; Agaricales; Physalacriaceae
Exons: 2
Coding region: 1-462 (153 amino acids)
Source: RefSeq, a predicted model, not a curated record